This is a messenger RNA of Eucalyptus grandis, 1240 nucleotides long. Its product is annotated as histidine protein methyltransferase 1 homolog. NCBI's taxonomy places the organism in Eukaryota, Viridiplantae, Streptophyta, Magnoliopsida, Myrtales, Myrtaceae. The transcript is spliced from 8 exons. The record is from RefSeq and is a predicted model, not a curated record. Bases 317 to 925 code for a protein of 202 amino acids.
GAGAGAGAGAGAGCUCUGAAGCUUCAAUGGCGGCAAACUCGGGCUUCCAGCUGUUCUCUUCAUCCGGCGAUUUGGCCAAUCUGGGGUUAGGGUUCGCCGGCGAUUCUCCACCGGAGGCUCCUCAUCCGCCCCCUCCUUGCGUCGAAGUGCUUCCCUCGGAGGUUUCGGAGAAUGUCAAGUUCACCGGGAGCCUGUCCAUCUGGGAGAACUCACGCUGCUCAAGGGCCGGGUCAGCACCCAAGAGGUCUUUUCCUUGUCGAAUUCGGACUUGGUGCCCGGGAAAUAUGAAGGAGGAUUGAAGCUAUGGGAAGGUUCGAUGGAUUUGGUUAAAGCCCUCCAGUCAGAAAUAAAAGCUGGGAAUUUAUCAUUUAGUGGAAAGAGAGUGCUAGAGCUUGGAUGCGGUCAUGGACUUCCAGCAAUUUUUGCAUCCCUUGAGGGUGCUCCUACUGUUCACCUACAAGACUUCAAUGCAGAGGUGCUGCGAUGUCUAACCAUUCCAAACAUGGAUGUGAAUUUGAAGAAAUCCCAAGCUCCUGAAUGUAGCCUAGCAGAUAGAGAUAUUCGUUUCUUUGGUGGUGACUGGAAAGACGUCCAUCACAUUCUUCCACACAUAAAAGAUAAUGAAGAGGACUCAAAUAGAGAUAAUGGCUUGGCCUCAGGGGGUUAUGAUGUUAUAUUAAUGGCCGAGACUGUGUAUUCAAUCUCCUCUCUCCAAAAUCUGUAUGAACUUAUAAAGAAGUGCAUGAGUCAUCCUCAUGGAGUUGCAUACAUGGCUGGUAAGAAGCAUUACUUUGGAGUUGGAGGGGGAACACGGAGAUUUCUGUCUCUGUUGGAGAAAGAUGGCAUAAUGGCAAGCAGCAUAGUUGCUGAAGUGGCUGAUGGUUCGUCCAACCUUCGGGAGAUUUGGAGGCUUUCAUUCAAGUAAACUUUGUUCCAAGUCAACUAUAAAAGAUGAAAAUCCACAUCUACAGAAAGAGAAGGAUAAUGUGACUUAUCCUACAAUGUCUCAUUCCAUUAGGUAAAUUUUAAUCCUCGAUGCCAUAGUUGUUUCUAGUUUCUUAUCUCAUUACUCAUGGUGUGGAGUAUGACAUUACUUGAGGAACUUCUGGAAACAUGGCUUACAAUGCGAUGAUCAAAAGCUGAGGUUGGAAUUCUCUCAAUGCUUUUCUCAACGUUUAAUAUUGUACUUCAUUGAUUGAAGUUAUGAUGGUUUUCUGGGUAUGGCACCAAAAUUUACUCU